Messenger RNA from Prorocentrum cordatum, 971 nucleotides. NCBI's taxonomy places the organism in Eukaryota, Dinophyceae, Prorocentrales, Prorocentraceae. The record is from the annotation of a GenBank genome assembly.
GCUGGCGAGGACCAACGCCAGAAGAGCAUCGUCCACCGAGACCUCCAGGACCGCUUUUGGGACACGUGCAAGUCCGCCCUGCGCCAGUUGCCGCAGCGGGUCGCCCUCGUGAUGACCAUGGAUGCGAAUGCUGCCCUGGCGCCCCAGCUCCCGCACGUCGGCUUUGCGGGCCAGCGCCGCAUGCACACCAGCUUGAACGGUAACGGUGCCCGCUUGCUAGACUUCCUCCGGCCGUUCCACCUGUCCGCCCUCACACCUCCGGGCCAGCAGCGCGGCACGCCCUCCGACUAUUUCAAUGCGCUGGAGCACGCGGUGAUCGAGGCUGCGGCCCCGCACUACCUCCUCCAGCCGACGAAGGUGAAUAGACCGAAGCUGAAGGGUGAGGCCUUGGCCCUGAUAGACCUGAAGCACGAGAUCCAGAGACGCAUGGCCCUCCACGCGGAUCAGACCACCCCCGCCUACGGCCGCCCCCAGUCCAGGUUCGACGAGGCAGCCAGAGCCGCAGCCAAAGCAGUUCGAGCCGAGCGCCGCCAGCACCUCGCUGAGACGGCUAGAGAAGCAGAAGCAGCAGAGGCCGCCAUGAACCUCCGCCGCCUGCACGCCGUGGUGCGGCGCCUGGCUCCCAGGCCAGUUGCCCCCGUCGUCGCGGUCACCAGCCCCGCAACCGGAGGAGCCUGCCAGGACGCAGAGGAGGAGGUCGAGGUCAGAACCCGAGCGUUGAGCACCAUUUCUGAUGGCACCAUCAUCGACACGCACAGCCUAGGUGGACUCCCAGGCCUUCUUCCGAGAGAUGACACGCGCAUUGACACCUACGACGUCGAUGACAUAACGAAGGCCAUUCGCAACAUGCCGAACUACAAGAGUACCCCCGUCCUCAAGAUGCCCUCGAUGAAAGACAUGGGGCACGCUAUCGAGCCCAACACCGAUCGCCACGCCGACCAGCCCUCUGAUGGAUCCGUCAGUGAGAUUAG